Molecule: messenger RNA, 1497 nt
Organism: Ophidiomyces ophidiicola
Lineage: Eukaryota; Fungi; Ascomycota; Eurotiomycetes; Onygenales; Onygenaceae
Exons: 3
Coding region: 1-1497 (498 amino acids)
Biological process (GO): proteolysis
Molecular function (GO): aspartic-type endopeptidase activity
Source: RefSeq, a predicted model, not a curated record
AUGCGCGACAUUAUCCUCUGGUCGCUGGCAGCGGCGGCAACAGUCCUCCAGAUUACCCAAGCGCUAGAACUAGUGAAAAGGUCUUCACCGGCGGUUAUUGGCUUUGAAAUCGAGCGCAGAAAGGUGCCAAUUCUCCCCGAAUCAGACGAUCGAAGGGUACGGCGCCAGAGCAAGGUGGUGAGCCAGGUAUUAGAUAAUAAGAAAACGCUUUAUUUCUGCAAUCUCACCCUAGGCACCCCACCACAAAAAUUGCAGAUGCACAUUGACACUGGGAGUAGUGAUCUGUGGGUAAACACCCCCAGUUCCAAAAUCUGCCAAGAUAGACGGAAUCUCUGCCAGGCUGGCGGCACAUACGAUCCCAAGAAGUCAUCCACGUAUAAGCGCAUCAACAGUAACUUCAAUAUCACUUAUGCAGAUGGCUCCAGCGCUGUUGGGGACUAUGUAUCUGAUAAGAUAAACGUUGGUGGAAUUUCUCUAGAGGAUUUUCAAUUCGCAGUCGGAUAUCAGUCUACAUCUAGAGAGGGAGUAUUAGGAAUUGGAUACCCUACGAACGAAGUCCAAGCUGUUCGAAACAGGGAGGCACCUUACGCCAAUUUGCCAAAGGCUCUCGUGGAUGGCGGCCUCAUCAAAUCUAAUGCCUAUAGUAUCUGGCUUAAUGAUCUUGACUCCAAUACAGGAGAAAUAUUGUUUGGUGGUGUCAACAAAGCCAAGUUCGAAGGCUCGUUGAAAACGCUUCCUGUCAUCCGUAAUCGGGGAACCUACAAAGAUCUUGCUGUUGCUUUAACUGGAUUGGCUGUGAACAGUGGCUCCGGUACUCAGCAGCUUCCGAGUGCUAAUUUUCCAUUCAGUGCCGUUCUUGAUACAGGUAGUAGUCUUACUUACCUUCCAGAUGCUAUCGUGUCCGACAUUUUUGAUGCCGUCUCCGCGCAAUGGGAUCCGGAGUCUGGUGCGGCUUACGUUCCGUGCUCUCUCGCUGGGUCCAAAUCCAAAUUCGUUUUCAGUUUCUCUGAGCCUAAAAUCUCCGUGGAUAUGGAUGAGAUGGUCAUUAAUCCCGGCCCCGGUUCAAACGGCGAGGCUCUUAAAUUUGAUGACGGCACGCUGGCAUGUAUCUUUGGCAUCGCCCCAUCACAGCACGCGAUUUCCAUCCUCGGUGAUACCUUUAUUCGAAGCGCUUACGUGGUUUACGAUCUUGAUAACGAUGAAAUUUCCCUUGCUCAGACACGUUUCAACACUUCUUCUAACGAUAUCCUCGAGAUUGGCACUGGCAAAGGAAGUGUACCGGAUGCGACUGCGGCUAGUGGUGCCGUAUCCAGUGCACCCCGAACUGCCACUGCCACCGUUCAGACCACCUUGACUCCAAUCGCAACUUCUGGUUCGAAUGCUGGCGUUCGACCUGUUAAGUCAACCGCCGGCGCGGUCCCGACAGCGAAACCUGAAUAUCCUAUUGGGAUGAUCGCAGGUCUCGCCGGAGCAGGCUUGGUAUUUGCUGCUAUGUAG